Messenger RNA from Rhinopithecus roxellana (golden snub-nosed monkey), 5904 nucleotides. Its product is annotated as piezo-type mechanosensitive ion channel component 2-like. Lineage: Eukaryota; Metazoa; Chordata; Mammalia; Primates; Cercopithecidae. Gene Ontology annotation, molecular function: mechanosensitive monoatomic ion channel activity; monoatomic cation channel activity. The record is from RefSeq and is a predicted model, not a curated record. Gene Ontology annotation, cellular component: plasma membrane. Gene Ontology annotation, biological process: regulation of membrane potential; detection of mechanical stimulus; cellular response to mechanical stimulus.
CUGGCCCGCCCGGAAGGAAGCCUCCCUGACCUCACCCUGAUGCACCUGACCGCCAACCUGGAGAAGCCGGAGGUGAGGAAGUUGGCUGAGCCUGGGGAGGAGAAGCCCGAGGGCUACUCUGAAAAAGCCCAAAAGGGUGAUCUUGGGAAAGACAGCGAGGAGUCAGAGGAGGAGGAAGAAACAUCAGAUUUAAGGAACAAAUGGCACCUGGUGAUUGACCGCCUCACUGUGCUCUUCUUAAAGUUCCUGGAGUAUUUCCACAAGCUGCAGGUGUUCAUGUGGUGGAUUUUGGAGUUGCACAUCAUCAAAAUCGUUUCCUCUUACAUUAUCUGGGUUUCCGUGAAAGAGGUAUCUCUGUUCAACUAUGUAUUUUUGAUUUCUUGGGCUUUUGCUCUGCCGUACGCCAAGCUGCGCCGUCUGGCUUCAAGUGUCUGCACGGUCUGGACGUGUGUGAUCAUCGUCUGCAAAAUGUUGUACCAGCUCCAAACCAUUAAGCCUGAGAACUUCUCUGUUAACUGUUCCUUGCCAAAUGAAAAUCAAACAAACAUCCCCCUUAAUGAGUUGAACAAGUCUCUGCUCUACAGUGCUCCUAUCGAUCCUACAGAGUGGGUCGGCCUGCGGAAGUCUUCGCCUCUGCUAGUCUACCUAAGGAAUAACCUCCUGAUGCUGGCUAUCCUGGCCUUUGAAGUCACCAUUUACCGCCAUCAGGAAUACUAUCGAGGUCGAAACAACCUGACGGCCCCUGUGUCUAAAACUAUCUUUCAUGACAUCACAAGACUACAUCUAGAUGAUGGGCUUAUUAAUUGUGCCAAAUAUUUCGUAAAUUACUUCUUCUACAAAUUCGGUCUGGAGACCUGUUUCCUAAUGUCAGUUAACGUGAUUGGCCAGCGAAUGGAUUUCUAUGCCAUGAUCCACGCCUGCUGGCUGAUCGCUGUCUUAUAUAGACGCAGAAGGAAAGCCAUCGCGGAGAUCUGGCCCAAGUACUGCUGCUUCCUGGCGUGCAUCAUCACCUUCCAGUAUUUCAUCUGCAUCGGCAUCCCACCUGCUCCUUGCCGAGAUUACCCGUGGAGAUUCAAGGGUGCCAGCUUCAAUGACAACAUCAUAAAGUGGCUGUACUUCCCCAAUUUCAUUGUGCGGCCCAACCCUGUGUUUCUUGUCUAUGACUUCAUGCUGCUUCUGUGUGCCUCCUUACAACGGCAGAUUUUUGAGGAUGAGAACAAGGCUGCAGUGCGAAUCAUGGCAGGUGACAAUGUCGAGAUCUGUAUGAACCUUGAUGCGUCCUCCUUUAGCCAACACAACCCUGUGCCAGAUUUUAUUCACUGCAGAUCUUACUUAGACAUGUCCAAAGUGAUCGUCUUCAGCUACCUCUUCUGGUUCGUGCUCACCAUCAUCUUCAUCACUGGGACCACCAGGAUCAGCAUCUUUUGCAUGGGGUACCUGGUGGCCUGUUUCUACUUCCUGCUCUUUGGGGGCGAUUUGCUGUUGAAACCCAUCAAGAGCAUCCUGCGCUACUGGGACUGGCUGAUCGCGUACAACGUUUUUGUGAUUACGAUGAAAAAUAUCCUGUCAAUAGGAGCAUGUGGAUACAUUGGAACACUGGUGCACAAUAGUUGUUGGUUGAUCCAAGCUUUCAGCCUGGCGUGCACAGUCAAAGGCUAUCAAAUGCCUGCUGCUAAUUCACCCUGUACACUACCCAGUGGGGAAGCAGGAAUCAUUUGGGACAGCAUAUGUUUUGCCUUCCUCCUGCUGCAAAGAAGAGUUUUCAUGAGUUAUUAUUUCCUACAUGUUGUGGCUGAUAUCAAAGCUUCCCAGAUUCUGGCGUCAAGAGGAGCUGAACUUUUCCAGGCCACAAUUGUAAAAGCUGUGAAGGCAAGAAUUGAGGAAGAGAAGAAGUCCAUGGACCAGCUGAAGCGACAGAUGGAUCGCAUCAAGGCCAGGCAACAGAAAUAUAAAAAGGGUAAGGAGAGGAUGCUGAGCUUGACCCAGGAGCCAGGGGAAGGCCAGGACAUGCAAAAACUCUCUGAAGAGGAUGAUGAAAGAGAAGCAGACAAACAGAAAGCCAAGGGCAAAAAAAAGCAGUGGUGGCGGCCUUGGGUUGAUCAUGCUUCCAUGGUCAGGAGUGGAGAUUAUUAUUUGUUUGAAACGGAUAGUGAAGAGGAGGAAGAGGAAGAAUUAAAGAAGGAAGAUGAAGAGCCUCCACGAAGGUCAGCAUUCCAGUUUGUUUAUCAAGCCUGGAUUACUGAUCCUAAGACAGCACUCCGACAGAGACACAAAGAGAAAAAAGGGUCUGCAAGAGAAGAACGGAAACGAAGGCGGAAAGGAUCCAAGGAGGGUCCCGUGGAAUGGGAAGAUUGGGAGGAUGAACCAAUCAAAAAGAAAUCUGACGGACCAGACAAUAUCAUCAAGAGGAUAUUUAAUAUUUUGAAAUUUACCUGGGUCCUAUUUCUGGCAACAGUGGACAGUUUCACCACUUGGCUUAACUCCAUUUCAAGGGAGCAUAUUGAUAUAUCUACAGUUCUGAGAAUUGAAUGAUGCAUGCUGACCAGAGAAAUUAAGAAGGGCAACGUUCCGACUCGGGAGAGCAUCCACAUGUACUAUCAGAACCACAUCAUGAACCUUUCCAGAGAGUCGGGACUGGACACCAUUGACGAGCGACCCGUCGGAGCUGCUUCAGGUGCACAGACAGCCCACAGGAUGGAUAGUUUAGAUUCACAUGACAGUAUCUCCAGCUGCUACACUGAAGCAACCAUGCUGUUCUCAAGGCAGUCCACCCUUGAUGAUUUAGAUGGACAAGAAAUUCCUAAAACAAGUGAGCAUGCUCGGCCUAGGCUCUGUAAAAUGCUCAGCAUGGAUAUGUCCUCCUCAUCAGCUGACAGUGGCAGUUUAGCAUCAAGCGAGCCCACACAGUGCACCAUGCUGUACUCACGCCAGGGGACCACUGAGACCAUUGAGGAGGUGGAGGCUGAGCAGGAGGAGGAGGCAGGGAGCACGGUGCCUGAGCCCAGGGAGGCCAAGGAGUACGAGGCCGCCGGGUACGAUGUGGGAGCCAUGGGUGCUGAAGAGGCCAGCCUCACCCCAGAGGAAGAGCUGACACAGUUCUCCACCUUGGAUGGGGACGUGGAGGCCCCACCCUCCUACAGCAAGGCUGUGAGCUUCGAGCAUCUGUCCUUCGGCUAGCAGGACGACUCUGCAGGCAAGAACCACAUGGCAGUCAGCCCGGACGACAGCCACACCGACAAGCUGAGGUCCAGCAUCUUACCUCCCUUGACGCACGAGCUGAUGGCCAGCGAGCUGCUGCUGAACAAGAUGUUUCACGAUGAUGAGCUUGAAGAGUCAGAAAAAUUCUACGUGGGGCAGCCCCGAUUUCUGCUGCUCUUCUAUGCCAUGUACAAUACCCUGGUGGCCCGCUCAGAGAUGGUGUGCUACUUCGUGAUCAUCCUCAACCACAUGGUCUCUGCUUCCAUGAUCACGCUCCUGCUUCCCAUCCUCAUCUUCCUCUGGGCCAUGCUGUCCGUCCCCAGGCCCAGCCGCUGAUUCUGGAUGAUGGCCAUUGUCUAUACCGAGGUGGCAAUUGUAGUCAAAUAUUUCUUCCAAUUUGGGUUCUUUCCCUGGAAUAAGAACGCAGAGGUGAACAAAGAUAAACCGUACCACCCCCCAAACAUCAUAGGAGUGGAGAAGAAGGAAGGUUAUGUCCUUUAUGACCUCAUCCAGCUCCUGGCUCUGUUCUUUCAUCGAUCAAUUUUGAAGUGCCACGGCUUAUGGGAUGAAGAUGACAUGACGGAAAGUGGCAUGGACAAGGAGGAAUCAGAUGAUGAGCUCUCCCUCGGUCAUGGCAGGAGGGACUCCUCGGAUUCUCUCAAGUCCAUCAACCUGGCCGCGUCCGUGGAGUCAGUGCAUGUGACCUUCCCGGAGCAGCAGACAGCUGUCCGGAGGGAGCGCUCCAGCAGCAACUCCGAGCCAUCCCAGAGAUCCAGCUUUUCUUCAAACAGAUCCCAGAGAGGCAGCACAAGCACCCGAAACAGCAGUCAAAAAGGAAGCAGCGUUUUGAGUAUUAAGCAAAAAAGCAAAAGGGAACUUUAUAUGGAAAAGCUUCAAGAACAUUUAAUCAAAGCAAAGGCCUUCACCAUAAAGAAGACGCUGCAGAUCUACGUGCCCGUCAAGCAGUUCUUUUACAACCUCAUUCACCCGGACUAUAGCGCUGUGACUGACGUGUAUGUCCUCAUGUUCCUGGCUGACACUGUGGACUUCAUCAUCAUUGUCUUCGGCUUUUGGGCCUUUGGGAAACACUCAGCAGCUGCAGACAUCACCUCUUCACUGUCGGAGGACCAGGUCCCAGGGCCAUUUUUGGUGAUGGUCCUCAUUCAGUUUGGAACCAUGGUGGUGGACCGAGCCCUCUACCUCAGGAAGACUGUACUGGGAAAGGUCAUCUUCCAGGUCAUCCUUGUGUUCGGAAUUCACUUCUGGAUGUUCUUCAUCUUACCCGGUGUGACAGAGAGGAAUUUCAGCCAGAACCUGGUUGCCCAGCUUUGGUACUUCGUGAAGUGCGUUUACUUCGGGUUGUCUGCUUACCAGAUCCGUUGCGGCUACCCAACGCGAGUCCUGGGGAACUUCCUCACCAAGAGCUACAAUUACGUCAACCUCUUCUUAUUCCAAGGGUUUCGCCUCGUGCCCUUUUUGACUGAGCUGAGGGCAGUGAUGGACUGGGUGUGGACAGACACGACCUUGAGCCUGUCCAGCUGGAUCUGUGUGGAGGACAUCUAUGCCCACAUAUUCAUCCUGAAGUGUUGGCGGGAGUCAGAGAAGAGAUACCCUCAGCCGCGGGGCCAGAAGAAGAAGAAGGUGGUGAAGUACGGCAUGGGAGGGAUGAUCAUCGUCCUCCUCAUCUGCAUUGUCUGGUUUCCUCUUCUCUUCAUGUCUUUGAUCAAAUCUGUGGCUGGGGUCAUCAACCAGCCCCUGGACGUCUCCGUCACAAUUACCCUGGGAGGGUAUCAGCCUAUUUUCACAAUGAGUGCCCAACAAAGCCAGUUGAAAGUUAUGGACCAGCAGAAUUUUAAUAAAUUUAUACAAGCUUUUUCUAGGGACACCGGUGCUAUGCAAUUUCUGGAAAAUUAUGAAAAAGAAGACAUAACAGUAGCAGAACUGGAAGGAAACUCAAAUUCUUUGUGGACCAUCAGCCCACCCAGUAAGCAGAAAAUGAUACACGAACUCCUGGACACCAAUAGUAGCUUCUCUGUUGUUUUUUCAUGGAGUAUUCAGAGAAACUUAAGUCUGGGUGCAAAAUCGGAAAUAGCAACAGAUAAGCUUUCUUUUCCUCUUAAAAAUAUUACUCGAAAGAAUAUCGCUAAAAUGAUUGCAGGCAACAGCACAGAAGGUUCAAAAACACCAGUGACCAUAGAAAAGAUUUAUCCAUAUUAUGUGAAAGCACCUAGUGAUUCUAACUCAAAACCUAUAAAGCAACUUUUAUCUGAAAAUAAUUUCAUGGAUAUUACCAUCAUUUUGUCCAGAGACAAUACAACUAAAUAUAACAGUGAGUGGUGGGUUCUCAACCUGACUGGAAACAGAAUAUACAAUCCGAACUGUCAGGCCCUGGAACUGGUGGUCUUCAAUGACAAAGUCAGUCCCCCAAGUCUGGGGUUCCUGGCUGGCUAUGGUAUUAUGCGAUUAUAUACUUCCGUUGUGCUUGUGAUUGGGAAAUUUGUCCGAGAAUUCUUCAGUGGGAUUUCUCACUCCAUCAUGUUUGAAGAGCUUCCAAAUGUGGAUUGAAUUUUGAAGUUGUGCACAGAUAUUUUUUUAGUUCGAGAGACAGGAGAACUGGAACUAGAAGAAGAUCUCUAUGCCAUAUUAAUAUUCCUGUAUCGCUCACCAGAGACAAUGAUCAAAUGGACUAGAGAGAAAACAAAUUGA